Messenger RNA from Vigna angularis (adzuki bean), 942 nucleotides. RefSeq lists its product as uncharacterized. Bases 1 to 942 code for a protein of 313 amino acids. The record is from RefSeq and is a predicted model, not a curated record. The transcript is spliced from 2 exons. Lineage: Eukaryota; Viridiplantae; Streptophyta; Magnoliopsida; Fabales; Fabaceae.
AUGGCACCAAGACCUCCUCCUCAACCUACCGAGCAUGAUGCACCCGACAACAACAGAUUAUUAGAAUCUGUAAUAGAAGCUUUACAGCAGCAGAACGCUGCCUUGGUGCAGCAAAACACGGCCGCUUUGCAGAGUUUGAAAGCCGCACGAGCCAACUCUGAAGCGACCCAACGACAGUUGAUGGAGAUUAUCGCGACCACCAGGAACACCUCUGGAGCGUCCACUUCCAAUGCUAUCCAUCAGACCGAGUGGAGCUUGGAGAGUUUUCUCCAACAUCACCCAGUCAAAUUCAACGGAAAGUGCCUUCCUGAUGAGGCAGAUCAGUGGCUGCGUGAUAUGGAGCGGAUCUACAAUGCCAAGAGGUGUCCUGAUGAUAAUAGACUGGAGUUCACAAAAUAUCUCUUAACUGGGGAAGCCAAUCAUUGGUGGACGAGCAUGAAGAUGAUACUAGCGGAUGCUCAAAGUCCUAUCUCUUGGGAAGUCUUCAGAAGCAAGUUCAAUGAGGAGUAUUUUCCUGAUAGCGUCCGUUUUGCCAAAGAGGUGGAGUUUCGUCAGCUAGUGCAAGGUGGGAUGUCCGUUUUGGAAUACACCAACAAGUUCAAGCACUUAGUGAGAUUCAACACUAUGGUCACCAGUGAGGAAUGGCAGUGCAAGGUAUUGGAGAAGAACGUGGUAGAGGUAGAACAACAGAAGAAGCAACAACAGGUGGUGAGGGGACCGGUAUUGUCUAGAGGCAAUACGAAUUUGAGAAGGAAUCCUUACGCUCGUCCAACACAGCCAUCGAAUUCAAGCGGGUCUCAGGCAGUAGUUGCUGUCAGACGGUCUGGACCGCAAGGGACCGUAACAUGUUUUCAGUGUGGAGGACCACACUACCGUUCGUCGUGUCCUCAGUUAGUAGGGGGAAAGUAUUGCACUCGCUGCAGGAGGAACGGACAUUUUUAG